CCCUCCCUUCCGUGCCCCGCCCGCCUCGGGACAGAGCGUGCAGAGCAGCUUAGAAUCGGGGACGCGCUCUUUCCCUCCCUUACUGUAUCGAUGAAGUUUUUCAAAGAUGGCGGAUUUCCUGCCGUCCCGGUCCGUCUUAUCGGUGUGUUUUCCGAAUUGUAUGCUCACCAGCGGUGAAGCCGAGCAGUUACGCAUCUCGAAGGAGAUAGACAAGUGCAUUUCUCGGGAUAAAACGUAUGUGAAACGGUUAGUAAAGAUUCUGCUGCUGGGUGCCGGCGAGAGCGGCAAGUCGACUUUCCUCAAGCAGAUGCGCAUCAUUCACGGGCAGGACUUCGACCAGCGGGCCAAGGAAGAUUUUCGGGCUACAAUCUACAGCAACGUUAUUAAAGGGAUACGAGUGUUGGUUGAUGCCAGAGAAAAGCUUCAUAUUCCUUGGGGUGACUCUGCUAAUCAAGUUCAUGGAAGAAAGAUGAUGGAAUUUGACACCAGGUCCCCAAUGAUGAUUCAGGGAUUGGUAGAAACCAAGGUAUUCACAGAACAUCUACCAGCUAUUAGGGCUCUUUGGGCGGACAGCGGAGUUCAACAUGCAUAUGACAGACGGAGAGAAUUUCAGCUGGGUGAAUCAGUAAAAUAUUUCUUGGACAAUUUGGAAAAACUAGGACAGCCGGACUAUCUUCCAUCUCAGCAAGAUAUACUGUUGGCCAGAAAGCCCACCAAAGGAAUCCAUGAGUACGACUUUGAGAUCAAGAAUGUUCCCUUUAAGAUGGUUGAUGUGGGUGGACAGCGAUCAGAGAGGAAACGGUGGUUUGAAUGUUUUGAUAGCGUCACAUCCAUUUUAUUCCUUGUUUCAUCCAGUGAAUUUGAUCAGGUGCUGAUGGAGGACCGACAAACCAACCGCCUCACUGAGUCUCUAAAUAUUUUUGAGACAAUAGUCAACAACCGUGUGUUCAGCAAUGUUUCUAUCAUUCUCUUUCUAAAUAAGACGGACCUGCUAGAGGAGAAAGUAAAAAUUGUGGAUAUCAAGGACUAUUUCCCAGAGUACACUGGGGAUUCUCACAGCUUAAAUGAUGUUCAGAAGUUCUUGGUGGGGUGUUUCCAAAGCAAGCGCCGGGACCAGCAGCAGAAGCCACUAUAUCAUCACUUCACCACUGCCAUUAAUACAGAGAACAUUCGUUUGGUAUUCCGCGAUGUCAAGGAUACUAUCCUGCAUGACAACCUCAAGCAGCUUAUGCUACAGUGAUACUCAGCUGGGACUUUGUUUUUAUUUCUUUUAAUCUUUUUAAUAAAAUUUUAAUGGAAAUUUUGGCAUGGUUAGCAGGGAAUAAGUACAUUUCCUUUCGGACUUAAUAUUGUAGUGGCUAAACAUUGCAAUUUUUAACUUGCCAGAUAUCUGGUAAAACGCAUCCUGCCUAUCCAUUAUUUUAUUUCCUUGUGCAGUUAUGUCAAUCUUUAACACCAAAAUUCAGGAUAAUUAGUUUAUAUUUACUAACUUAAUGUUCAGGCUAAAUAUGUUUUGGACAUGGCAGAUAAAUGGUUAUUGUAACAAAAUAGCUCAACUUUUUUUAGAGCAGAGCCCUUGUUUUUCUAUUUUUGAGCCUUGAAUACUGUUGGGUGGUCUUGUUGAAAUUGGAAGUUAUAAAUACUGCAAGCCUUAUUGUGCCAAGCAUGUAAUCGCUCUUUGCUUUUAUUUUUAUUUUAAUGUGCAGUCUUUUUAAAGAUUUUAAGUUAUAUAGUAAAGGUUUACAAUGCUUGCCUUUUGGUUUAUUUUUACUAGUGAACUUAAGGGUAAGGAGCUACAAUUUGCUGGCAAACUCACAUGCACAAAGCUAAUACUUAAACAGUAAUCUGUAGUGCCAAGCAGUACAGUAGCUAAAUUAUCUGUUUUUUAUCUCAGGGUUUGAAAAUAAACCACUUUUGUGUGUGUGUGUUCUUGAAAAAUACUUCGGAUUGCACCUUAAUAUCCUUUUAAAUACAAACAUCGCAGACCAACGGCGAUAAUCUAUCUAGAUGGUUUUCUUGUACCCGUUUAUAGUAACUAAUGUAUUCUCAUUUAUUAAUCCCUUUAGCAACUGAAGUUAAUUUUUAUAUACUUUUUUCAAUUGAUUACUGUAUUUGUAUGUGCCCUUUUUAUUAUAGUGGUAAAUAUCAGCUUUGAAAUGUUCCUUAAAAUAUGCCGAAAGAACCACUGCUCAAAUUUCUCCAACAGCUAGUUUAUAAUGGCACCAAAAAGCGAUCAAAAAUACAUCACAUAAUAUGUGGAUUAAACUUUGUGAGACAUAAACUGAUUCUUUCUCCAGGCUUUUACACUUCUCAGAUGUCCGUUUUAUCCUAACAUGCAUGUAUGAGGCAUGGAUUUUGGAUUGACAAACUACUUGAAUUCCUGUUCCGUGCUUUUUUGUUGUGGGCUGCCUAAAUACUUUGGUUCAGUGGAAAUUAUCAUAUACGAAAACAGUGUUUUCCUAGUCAUUUGGUCAUUAUUGGCUUUUAUAUAAAAUUAUCUUAGCCAUUACUACCUUAACUUUUUUUCAGUGCUUGAAAAGCUGACCAUAUUUCUUUCAGUAAAUUACAGUUGUAUACAGUACUUUGUUUUAUUUUUGCUUAAUUGGUAUUGGGAUCCAGUUUUGUAUUUGAGUAUUACUUCCAUCAUCUCUUACGCAUGUUUGAUGAAGAUUUUGAUACUUCAAAUUAAAUUUGAAGGAGUUGAUACAUAGGUUUUUUUUUUUUAUCUUAAAGCUCAUCAUCCACUAAUCUGUGACCACUCUGUAAUUUCAGGAUAACUAUCCCAUAGUCAGAAAUUUCCCUGCUUUUCUGUUGUACAAGUUGCAAUCCACGUAUGCACAAAGUCUAGUUGUUGCAUAGAAUAAGUGUCAUUUUUGACCCUAACCAAAAUGUAACUGACCUGAAUUUUUGUUUAACCUGGUUUUCUGUGAAACAUUGCUGUACAUGAAAACCUGCUGUUUUUCCACUAACAGUACUUUCCUUUCUUGCACAUACUGUGCCAUUUUGAAUGACAUGACUUUUUAAAUUAUUUGCAAAAGUACUGACUGUAUUCAGUCUGCAAAUCAGACAGUGUUCCAAACUGGCACUUUUUGUUAUUUUCCACAGCUACAUUAAAUAAGCAUAAUGUGAAAACAGAAGUCUUAAUGUUUCUAACUCACUUUGAAUACUUUUAGCAGAUACAUGUUAUAUCUCUGCUUCUGAUUGGUGUUAUCGCUGUUCUUUAGGAGUCCUUUUAUUUUAUAGACCAAAUAAGAUAUAACACAAAAAAAAUGGUGGUGGGUUGUUGUGAUAGAUUUUAUUUUUCCCUUCCUCCACACUGUAACAAUGUUUUUGUUAUGUAAUAAUUAUCUCACCUUUAGUUCAACCACUGUGGUGAAAUUGACACAUGAAGUAAAUGUAGCAGGUACUGGCUCUGUUGGGUAAUGUGUGAAAAGUUUAGUGCAGUUCCAUGCUUGGCUUGUUGCUCCUUUUUUACUUUAUGGAUAACUGCAUCUUUUAUUAAUGUAUAAUUAAUGAUAUAAAAUGUAAAAAGUCAUUUUAAAAAUAUGCUUAAAUUAUGAUUCUGCUUUUCCAGUCUCAUUUUGCAGUAUAGACUGGUCUAACAUAAGCAUCCUUUUGGAAGUAACACAGUUAUCAGUAUCAUUUUGAUUUUAUGUUUGUAAAUCUACCGAUCUCUAAAAGCAUUCACCUUGAGCCUCAUAAUCUAUAACAGUGCUGCUGUGCGUUUGUCAUCUCAGUCUCCUGUAGUAUGGUGGCUGUUAUCCAAAAAGUAUUUUUUGAAGUUAACUGUUUGUAAACUACAAGCAUUUUUCAAGAAAAACUUCUGUUGGGAAACAGUGCAGAUUUAUAUAAGUAUUAUAUCCCUACAGAUGGGAAAUGAAUGCAAGGCCAAGAAUGACUACAGAUACUUAUGUUAGAUUGUUUAACUGGAUCUUAGUUUCUGCCACAUUUAACACAUAGCAACUAGAGAAGUGUAGAUUCAGGGACAAAAUGUUAUAGUAAUGUGACAUUAGCAUAUGUAAAUGUUUCUCUUUUUGCCUUGAAAGCUAUGCAGAACAGUUGACCAUUUAAUUGCUUUUUGUCCUUGUUGUAACUUAAAUUAGACAUCUGCCUAUGUGUAAAAAAAAAAAAAAUUUUUGUUCUUCGUAAGAUUUCAUAGACCCUUUGAGUAAAUGGAUUUGUAUAUAAAAUGCAUUGAUGCAAUAUAAUGCAAACUUAAUUUGCCAAAAAAGUAUGUAGUGCCUCUAUGCAAUUGUAGCUAGUCAUUUGAGCUUCCCUUUGGUUAUUGGUUUGAAACAUCAAAAUCCAACAUUUGCCUUAAAUAUAAAUAAAAAACAAACACAAAUAUAACACUUAAGGUUUUGUAAGCACAGCCUUAGACUUACGGUUAACUAGUGAUGUCUCUAAUGAUUUUUUCUUUUUUGUUAAAAGCACAAAGGGGGUUAACGUGCUUUAUACUUUUUAAUCACGUAUUUUUGUACACAUUCAAUCUUUUAAUGCAUUCAUUAGGUGCAGUUUAAUCAGAACAAAUGUGUAAAAUAAUUGCCAAUGUGACCUAUGCAGAAAUCCAGUAUAAUUCAGUGUGAAACGUAUCCUUUCUUCUUCAGCAGAAGCUAGGAGAGAAAUCCUAAUUAGCCAGAGUUACUUAGGUUGAUGUAAAUUUGUUUUUAGACUGCCUCUGCUCUGUCUUACCCCAUGUCAACUUUUCAAUAAAACAAUGAAAAAGG
Messenger RNA from Polypterus senegalus (gray bichir), 4727 nucleotides. It is a transcript of the gene gna13b, whose product is annotated as guanine nucleotide binding protein (G protein), alpha 13b. Gene Ontology annotation, cellular component: heterotrimeric G-protein complex; brush border membrane. Gene Ontology annotation, molecular function: D5 dopamine receptor binding; guanyl nucleotide binding; GTPase activity. The transcript is spliced from 4 exons. The record is from RefSeq and is a predicted model, not a curated record. The coding region runs from base 107 to 1240 and encodes 377 amino acids. Lineage: Eukaryota; Metazoa; Chordata; Cladistia; Polypteriformes; Polypteridae. Gene Ontology annotation, biological process: adenylate cyclase-activating G protein-coupled receptor signaling pathway; Rho protein signal transduction.